AUGGAAGAUAAAUGUGGGAAAGUAGAUGAGCAGGUAGUGCUGCUGAAGCAGAAGCUGAGGAUGAUAUACCAUGGAGAGGUUUUUAAUGGCAGACCCACUAAAACUGCUCGCUCUCACGGCAAGAAGUUCCAGGGAAAUUUGGGCUGGGCCUACAUGCAAAAGGGCCACUACAUUGCAGCGGAGGCAGUGUACAAGAAGGCCCAAAUGAUUGACCCAGAUGCAAACAAGGCCUCAAACUUGGGCCUGUGUCUAAUAAAGAUGGCCCGGUAUGACGAGGCCCGUCUAGUGGUCGAGGAUAUACUACAGCGCAGGCUUCCGGGCUCCGACGAUGCCAGGGCAAUAAACCGGGCCGAGGAAUUGCUUUCAGAGUUGGAAUCAAGGCAGCCUCCCCCGAUUCUUUUGGAGUUGGCGGGCCUUAACAUGGAUGACCGUUUGGAGGAUGAGAUGGAUAGAUGGAUCCAAGAAUUGGGCCCGUCCAGAUCCAAAAGGCUUCCAAUUUUCGAAGAGAUAUCCACUUACCGAGAUCAAUUGGCAUGUUGA
Messenger RNA from Thlaspi arvense, 540 nucleotides. NCBI's taxonomy places the organism in Eukaryota, Viridiplantae, Streptophyta, Magnoliopsida, Brassicales, Brassicaceae. The record is from the annotation of a GenBank genome assembly.